GCGGCGGCGGCGGCGCAGCGCAGCGCGGGGGCCGCGGCGGCGGCCAUGGCGUUCACGCUGUACUCGCUGCUGCAGGCCGCGCUGCUCUUCGUCAACGCCAUCGCCGUGCUGCACGAGGAGCGCUUCCUCCGCCACGUUGGCUGGGGAAGCGAUCAAGGGAUCGGAGGAUUUGGAGAAGAACCAGGAAUUAAAGCGCAGCUAAUGAACCUGAUUCGAUCUGUACGAACCGUUAUGAGAGUGCCAUUAAUAGCAGUAAACUCCGUUACAAUUGUGCUGCUCCUGUUGUUUGGCUGAAGAUGAUCUGUUGCAAAAGCUUUUGGACAUCCAAAGAGGAAAGUUGCCAACCAUCACUGCUUUGAGUUUUCUGGGAUCCAACAUGGUUUAGCUGUCAAUUUGACACUCAACUUAUAAUAAUAAAGACACUCUUUCUAUUUAUCUUAUUAUCUAAUGUUCGCUUGCAGUUUCAUUAAACAAAAGAAUGGGAUCAGUGCAACAAUGCUGUAAAUAUAUUGGACUCCAACAAGUUACUGCUGCCUGUUAAUAGCACUGACCGUUACAGUGUAUGUGGUAACAUGCUGCAAUGAUUGUCAAUAGGAUGUGGUUUUUAAUUGUCUUGUCACUCAGGGAUGGAUUUCCUUCAGUACACUCCUGAUUUGUUUUUAAACUAAAAAAUCCAGUGUUUAUUAUUUCGUAGUUACUAUCAUGGUACUAUUUAAUAGAGCAUGAAUUUGGCUCUAGAAAUAUUAUAAACUAUUGAAAAUACCAUUGUGAUUUUGAGGAGGCUAAAGUUAGAUGGGGGAAAAAAAUGUUUCAGUUCAUAAGUGGAAUUUUCCUGGCUAGGUUGAGUCCAGGAUUUUUUUUCUUGGUGUUUGAUAGCUCUCUCAGAUCAAUGAUGUUUGAUGCUAAUGGCAAAGUAAGUUGAAAAUAGGUGCAACAGCUAUGCAAAUCUCAGAGCCAUACCUAAACGGUGGCAACUCAGUGUUAAUUUAGACUAGCAAGUGAUCUUAGUAACUAGUAUUUGUUACUGUUCUUUCAAGGAUUAUUAUUACUUUUUUUGAGCUGUGUUGAACUUUUGUGUAGCACUUUGUGUGUUAGAAGUGGGGAACCAUUUGUAUUCUGAGCUUUUGGAGUAAUAUUGCACCCUUUUCAAAUGCCAUUCUUUUUCUAAACAAUAAAUUUGCAACAUCCA
Rhea pennata is the source of this 1189-nucleotide messenger RNA. RefSeq names its product immediate early response 3 interacting protein 1 (gene IER3IP1). The record is from RefSeq and is a predicted model, not a curated record. Bases 46 to 294 code for a protein of 82 amino acids. Gene Ontology annotation, cellular component: endoplasmic reticulum membrane; COPII-coated ER to Golgi transport vesicle; Golgi membrane. Lineage: Eukaryota; Metazoa; Chordata; Aves; Rheiformes; Rheidae. Gene Ontology annotation, biological process: endoplasmic reticulum to Golgi vesicle-mediated transport. The transcript has 3 exons.